This is a messenger RNA of Durio zibethinus, 2229 nucleotides long. Its product is annotated as pollen receptor-like kinase 5. NCBI's taxonomy places the organism in Eukaryota, Viridiplantae, Streptophyta, Magnoliopsida, Malvales, Malvaceae. Gene Ontology annotation, molecular function: protein kinase activity; ATP binding. The record is from RefSeq and is a predicted model, not a curated record. Gene Ontology annotation, biological process: protein phosphorylation.
AAAUCCUUAAAAAAUCCUGAAAUACAUUCAAUUUCAUAGAAUCAUAAGGGAUAACGUCGUGUUCUGCUUCUUUCUAGCUGGAGAUCCUCAAAAUCAAUGAAAGACUGUUUCCAUAGGAUUCUCAGCAAUAAAAUCCAAAAAGAAAUUGUUCAGAAUUUGUCCUCGUUUUCGCAUUCAACAAAGAUAACUGAUAGCUGUAAUGGCAUAUGACGAGAAUAUUUUGAUUUUAUCAAGCAACCAGAUACAUUAAUUUGCUACUUGUUAGGAGUCAUUACUACAGAAGUAAACACAAUUUUCACUCAGUACUGAGUUAUGGGGUCGCUUCUGUUUCCCAAACAUCUUCUUGUUAUGACUCUUUUUUCAUUGUAUAGCAGUUCGAUUGCACAAUAUGAACUGGAAAGGAGUGCUCUAUAUGCUCUCAAGCACAAGUUUAAUGAUCCAUUCCUAAAUGAUAACUGGACUGGGCUUCAGUGCUACGAAAAUAUGGCAUUCUGGUAUGGAAUUCAGUGCAUAAAUGGCCGUGUCACUGCAAUAUUAUUAGAAGGAAGGGGAUUAUCUGGGACAGUAAGUGCUGAUGCAUUUGUUGUGCUUUCUGAAUUGGUUACCCUCAGCUUCAAGAACAAUUCAUUGUCAGGGAAUAUAAUGGAUUUCUCUUCCAAUCUGAAGUUGAAGGAUAUUGUUCUGUCAAAAAACAUGUUUGAUGGACCAAUCCCACGUUCACUUCUUAGUCUUAAUUUCUUGGAGUCAUUGCAGCUUCAGGAGAAUCAUUUGACAGGUACAAUACCAGAAUUCAACCAAUCCAGUUUAACAGCGUUCAAUGUCUCCAACAACAAUAUCAGCGGCCCAAUCCCAGGAACUCACACCCUGAAGUCGUUCAGCGCUGCUUCCUUCUCUAACAAUGGCCCCAAUAUGUGUGAUUCAUCAAAUUCUGGUACCUGCUAUUAUAGUGAAAAUGACACAGCAGGAGACUCCAGAAAGAAAUACGUUUUAACUAUAUUUCUAGUUUUUGAUAUUAUUGGUCUAGUUACUGUGAUUUUGCUCCUAAUUCUUUACUGUAAGAAAUCUAGGCAGCUUAAGAAGCUGAUCGAAAGAUACCGUCUUGAAGAAAAGGAUGAUGAUUUAGAGUUGGAGGAGGGGAGCAAUUCUUACAAGGAAAGUAAAUAUGAAAGCAAUAUUCAUGCAGAGGAGAAGAGAUUGAGUAAUGCAAACGAAGAGAAGGGAAAUCUCAUAUUCAUGGAGGAUGAAGCAGGUUUUGACCUAAACGAUCUGCUGAGGGCUUCUGCAGAAGGGUUAGGUAAAGGGCUUUUUGGCAAUACUUUCAAAGCUAAAAUGGAAGGCAGGCCAACUGUUGUUGUAAAACGCCUGAGGGAUUUGAAACCAUUGAGCAACGAGGAAUUCACCAAGCUAAUACAAAUAAUUGCAGAUCAAAAGCAUCCAAAUUUGCUUCCCUUACUCGCUUACUACUAUUCCAAGGAUGAGAAGUUGUUCGUCUACAGAUAUGCCAAGAAUGGAAACAUCUUCAACCGCCUUCAUGGAGGGAGAGGUACCAGGGACCGGAUUCCUUUCAGAUGGAGCUCUAGAUUAUCUGUUGCUCGAGGCGUGGCAGGAGCCCUGGAAUAUCUUCAUCUCAAUCCCAACGCUUCCCAUUGCCCUGUUCCUCACGGAAACCUGAAAUUGUCAAACAUUCUCCUUGACGAGAACGACAAGGUUCUUGUUUCCGAUUAUGGUCUCACUUCCCUCAUAGCCCUUCCUAUCGCCGCUCAACGUAUUGUCUCAUUCAAGUCACCAGAGUACCAGAACUCGAAAAGGGUUUCAAGGAAGUCCGACGUCUGGAGUUACGGCUGCCUUCUUCUGGAACUAUUAACAGGAAGACUCUCAGCUCACUCAGCUCCUCCAGGCAUCAAUGGAGUGGAUCUUUGUAGCUGGGUUCACCGAGCCGUUAGAGAAGAAUGGACAGCUGAGAUAUUUGAUAUGGAGAUAUCGGUGCAGAGAAGUGCUGCUCCUGGAAUGCUGAAGCUACUACAGAUUGCUAUCCGCUGCUGUGAUAAGGUCCCGGAGAAGCGGCCUGAAAUGACGGAAAUUGUGAGAGAGAUAGAUAACAUAAAGGCUGUUGAAUCAGAUGAUGAAGAGGAAUUGUCUGCGGAUCAAUCAUUAACAGACGAGUCUUACUCCACAAAUGCUUCCUCAGUGAUGGUAGUUGGCGGUGGAAGAAGUCGGUUGAAACAGUAG